Messenger RNA from Caenorhabditis briggsae, 2199 nucleotides. Bases 1 to 2199 code for a protein of 732 amino acids. The transcript has 2 exons. The record is from RefSeq and is a predicted model, not a curated record. Gene Ontology annotation, cellular component: membrane raft. Gene Ontology annotation, biological process: innate immune response. Lineage: Eukaryota; Metazoa; Nematoda; Chromadorea; Rhabditida; Rhabditidae.
AUGUUGAAAUCUUUCGAUGAGAAAUACCCAAUAGCGAAGAACAAACAAUUUUAUACCCAAAUGUUUUCGUGGGUUGUGACCGUCGGAAAACUAUUCAAAAAGGUCUUGGAGGAGAGUUUUAUGUCUGCUGAUGAUUCGAAGGCAACGGUUAGACUGUUCAAAAUUGGAAAGGAUUCUUUUGUUAUGGCUCAUGAGCUGCUCCAAUCAAUGAAAAACAAGAAUAUGGAUGUAUCGGAGUUCGAAGAGGAAGUUCUUCAAAUGUCGAAUUUGGCCACUUUCAAUUUCCGAGAAGUCGCUCAAAAGGUGAAGAUUGGAGACAUGAGGAACAUUGAGUUUAUUCGACUUAACUCCAAAGUAUCCACCACUGCAAUCCCAAUCCCAGCACCAGAUGGAACUUAUUGCGUCCCUGCCACCGAUGCUCUCUACGAUCUGAUCAGCGAUAUGAUUGUGGCCAAGAAAGUGUUACAGAGAAUUGAUCGAGACACAUUUGAGCACAUCCAACAAUUCUUCAAAUCUAUGGAGCACAUCUUCCCUGUCAAUGGCGGAGACUUUUUCAUCAGUUUGGACGACGUGGAAGUUAUCAAAGCAAAGUGGGAGAAGACUUAUGAAGAUCAUUUGAAGUCGUCAGCACCUGUCAAGCAUAUUCGGAAGGUCAGAAAAGGAGGAUUCACAGAAGAUGAUUUGGAUAAAGAACUGGAUUACCUGAAUCUUUACAACAGUUUCCCGGAAAUGAAGCGAGAGGUUGAAUGGGCAUACAAGAUUGUCACCAAGGAUCGGACAUCUGCUUUGAAACUUGAAGAUAUGCACUCCGCUGUCUUUCAAUGUCAAUUGACGAUUCUUUUGAUGAAACUUCCCAACCUUUUCAAAUUUCUGCAUAGCCAAAAAAUGUGCAUGAAGUGGGCGCCGUAUUUGGGAUGUGUUUUGUGCGAGACGUCGACACGGCCGACACUGAAGAAGCUUCUGAACAAGCCUUCAACAACCAAAGAAGAGAUCAAGGAACUGAUGGAAAUGACUACCGUUUCCGCGGUACCACAGCCACCAAAAGAAGAUGACGUCAUCGUUGAAGAAAAGGACCAAGACGUCUCAUCUGAUGUUCUUCCGAAGAAGAAGCGAUCCAGAAAGACAAAGAAAUCUGAAGAACCCCAUCGAAGCACAUCGGAAUCUUCUUCCUCUCCAGAAUCCGAAAUGCCAGAAUCCUCCAAGGAAUCCCAAUCUUGUCCGAAGUGCUCUAGGGCAAGCCAUUUUGCUGAUGUGGCUAAUGAGAAGCUGAGAGUAUCCAAGGUCGAGUGUAAGCAUCUGAAGAAAGAGUUGGCAAAUGCUGAGUUAGAAGUCGAAGUUCAGAAGCAGAAAGGAAUGGACAAAGAUGAGAGAAUCAGAUAUUUGGAAGAACUCUUGAAAUCUAAAAACGAUAUCAUCGAAAGACAAAAUAUGGAUCUUCUUGUAAAGCAAGACACGAUCAUGAACCUUGAGAUGGAAGUGGAAUCUAAUUACAACAUCAAUCAAGAGAAUUCAAUCAUUAUUAAAAAUCGUGGAAAAUCUCUCGCAGAGAAGGAUAAUAGAAUAAGGUACCUGGAAGCUCAACAAGCAUCGAAAGUGAGAAUCAUGGAACCAAUUAGAAGUGACGAGGAGACGGAGAAAGUCAGAGAUGUGCUCUUUAAACUUCUCGAGAUCCAAGGAACUCUUCGAAGCGGGAACCCAGUUGGAAAAUGCAGAGAACUUGCUCAACGAAUCUGUAUGAAGGCUCAUAACAAGGAAAUCGAGGAUACCACUAGAAUUGAAGCAAUUAAAUUUUGCGAGAAGGCUAAAAUCUACAUUCAAGCAGUCAACACCCAGUUGGAGAUGAUCCGUGGAAGCCGACUAGUCAACUCAGAAGAGAUUCCAGAACUGCCAGAGUUCCCAGCCCUCUCCAAAGGAUUCCUGAAGACAUACAAAGACAUCUUCAAGUCAGAAGCUCCAAAAAUCUGUCAGUCGCUGCUGAAGGCUCCAGCAGUGAAACCAGGAGAACUUGCUGACACUGAUUGCUUGAUCUGCAUCGAGGAAAUGGAAUCGGAGGAAGGAACUAUCAAAUGCGAGUGCUGUAAACGGAGAUAUCAUACCGAGUGUGCUCAAGAAUGGUUCAAGACAAAGAGAACGUGUCCUGCAUGCAGUUCAGCCCUUCUGGAUGAUUCCGAAUUUCCAACAUUGGGUCAAAGAUGGUAA